AUGAGUUCUCAAGCUGACCUCUAUAAGCAGCUUCAAUGCCAAAAAUGUGAACGACGUUUGAACAAACCUUUAGAAUUAAAAUGUCAACAUUACAUAUGUCGAGACUGUCUUGAAACUAUUCUUCGCAACCAUCGUACUCAGGCGCAAUGCCCAACUUGUCAUCAAGCUCUUGGAGAUUAUAAAAUUGAAAAUUAUGAGUAUCUUAAGCCAAAACAUCCUAUUUCCCGUCUUCUAGCAUCUUGGAAUGAUGUUGAUCAGUGUACGACAUGUAAAACAUUUACAGUGGUUGAAGCGUGUUCUCAAUGUUCGAAAGAACAAUGUGAUUCGUGUGCUGCACAACAUGAAGAGACUCAUCGUCUAUCAGAAAGCCAAUCUGCGAAUAAUUUCAACGAUUUUUCUGAAGAAGAAAACAAAAUUCUUGAAUCGAUUCGAAAAGAUUUAACUGAUAAAGAAUACGAAGAUUUCGUUUGUACAGCCGCCGCUCAUUUGAAUCAUGCAGUGUCGAACACGGCUGGAACAAGUUCGCCAUCAUCAAGAAAUGAACUCAGAACAAGUGUUGAGAAUAUAAUCGGUUCUACAAAACCAAUUUAUGAUUGGUCCAAACAUGAAAAAUUCACUGCUGAUGAUAUCGUCAAUAGUAGACCAGAACGCGUGAAGCAAUUGUUACGACUAGACUUCACUCCUCGACCAUAUCAGAUCCGAAUGGUUCGAGCAGGUCUGAAACGAGAAAACUCACUUGUCUGUCUACAAACUGGUGCGGGAAAAACAUUCGUCGCUGGUAUUAUUGCUAAAUUCUUCCACAUACUUUCGCUGCAAAAACUUCAACAUGCAUCUGCAACAUCUGAGAGUACAUCACGCCGGUUCAAAGCCGUUUUUCUCGUUCCCAUAAAAGCCUUAGUCGAUCAACAAUGUGCUGCAUUUCGAAAGGUUUUCAUGGAUGAGCCCGACUCGAUCCUACAGAUGAUCGACAAUCAAGUUGGCGAACGAUUUGAAAGUCUCUAUCGAUCACACGACAUAUUCUUUUUUACAGUACAAAAAUUUGCUAAUUUUAUCGAUGCGAAACAUGCAGACUUGAGCAAAUUUGAUUUGGUCAUGGUCGAUGAAUGUCAUCACUGCUACGAUAAUCAUCCAAUCAACACUAUGAUGCAUCAAUAUCAUCGAUUGAAACUAUCGAAUCGUGCCGUACCACAAAUAAUUGCUUUAACAGCAAGUGUUGGUACGAAUAAAAAGAAGGCUUUCGAUCAUCUGGUUCGUCUCUGUGCUAAUCUUGAUUGUUACAAUAUUUGUGCCAUUAGCAAAGGCGCUGAAGAAGAUGAACUACGAAGUUCAACUAAUACACCAUUAGCAGAUACAAUCGUUGCAGUUCCAAAAGAAGAAAACGAUCCGAUUGUUUUAUUUCUGAAGGACAACGUGAUGAAAAGCAUUGCUCAACGUCUCGCACUGGAUAUAUCAAUGAUGACUACCGAAAAAUUAGAUAAUUUUCUUGUUUUAGAACAUACGAGUGCUUGCAAAACGAAUGAUCGGGAUGCUAUCAUUGGUUGCCAUUAUUUACGAGAAUUAAAUCUUUUCAUUCGCUUUUACCAAGAUUUGCCUCUGGAGCAAUGUACGGAAAGAUUAGAACAAAUCUUACAAAGUUCGUCGCCUAGUAAACCAACACCAUUCGAUACAUUUUGUCAACAAAAACUGAACGAAUUUCGUAAUCUGGCUACAAAACAGAUAUCAUCGAAAGCUCCGGCUCAAGCGAAAUUACAGAAACUGGUUGAGUUAAUCGAGAGUCUGCACGCACCCAAUCAUCGAGUCCGCACUAAAUUUCAUACAGUAGCUUUAGAAAAAUUUCUAAAUCAGCAUCCAAGAAUAGCUCAACGUCAAAUAUCCGUUGGACGUCUGACUGGGCAAGGACCAGCAGAGGACCUUUGUUUACCAGGUAGUCAGCAAGGAGCGGUUUUGGAUGCAUUUAGGAAGGGUGACAAAAAACUACUUGUUGCUACUGAUGUGGCUCAGGAAGGAUUGGAUGUAGCUGAAUGUUCGUAUGUUAUUCGAUAUGAAUUCGUAUCAAACGAAAUCGGCACGGUUCAAAGUCGAGGACGAGCUCGGGCUGCACAAAGUAAAUGUUUUCUAUUAACUGAAGCACUAUCGUUGAAUUAUCAACGCGAACUCGAUAAUCGUGAGCGUGAGGAUGAAAUGAAACAAGCUCUGGAAGAAUGGCGUAAACUGGGAACUAGUGAAUUUCGAGUGCUAGUAGAUACCCAAGAAAAAGAAAUAAUCAGGGAACUAUGUAAGAGCGAUGGUUUACCAACAGUAUCAAAUGAUUUGGAAAAUAGUCAACCUAGUGCGAAAGAAAUUCGUUGUCGGUUUUGUGAUAAAUUAUUAUGCAAAGGAUCAAGUUUACGACGUCAAGGUACUACCGUUGUAUGUAAAGACCCAGCAUUCGAACGAUUAGUCAAUCCACCGAAGACGACUGGAGCGAAAUUUCUCUGCCCAAAUCCAACCUGUCAGCGGGAGCUAGGUGGGGUCAUUUUAUUAUCACGAAAUGAACCAGCAUAUGCAUUACAAAUCACAUCAUUGAAAUUUGUUAUGAACUCGGUGGAAGAACCACGUCUUUUUAAAAAAUGGAGUUUAUAUCAAGACGUGUCAGAAGCAAAAGCGUUAGUCAUUCCAACAGCCACUUACUACAGCAGUGUUCUCUUUAUUUCAUACUUUCGAUAUAAAUACAUUAUUUCUAUAUACAUAUAUUUCCUGUUAUGUGGUCAUCACAAGGAAAUACCGAUUACAGUUCGACUGAGCGAUCCGCUCAUUCGUGCGGUGUUUUCGCCCAAAUCCACAGAUCCAACAAAUCUCGGUGUUAAUAUGUGUAUGAAUAUAUUGGACGGUGACAAUUCACCACGUGUAAAAGAUAAUACUGUUAAAGAUGUUUCACAACGUUUACAGAACAUGAAAAUAUUUACUGACAGUGAUAAUGAUAAAAAACCACAUGAUAAUUCAAAUGAAUAUCAUGCCGAUGAUGGUAAAUCCGUUGAAACAGUAGGCGAUAAUGCUUUACCAAAUACAAGUCGUAAACAAUCACCACGAGCAUCACCUGGUCAUAUUCAUAAUGACUUACCAAAUGGUAAUACCAAUGAAAAUCUUGCUACCAAUGAUCCUAUAGGCCCUCACAAUGAUAUUAAUGAUAGUGGCUUACCAUCAGUACAUUCGGUAAUGAAUGGUAUGCCGACAGCAUCUGUACCGAUUCCUUUCCAACGAAUGCAAACAAAUGAUGCUCAACAACAAAUGUUACUUUACCAACAACAACAACAGCAACAACAAGCUUAUCAAGCACAACAGUAUCAAAUGCUACAACAUCAAGCUACUCAUUAUGAAAUGGAUCCACGUACUACAAACUUUCAAUCAUUCGACUAUACAAUAAUUCAGCCACAAUCAUAUGAAAGUCAAUCAAUCAUAUCUGCCUUCAACCCACAAGCACCAGGUACGAAUCAACAAGAUCCGCAACUAGCUAAUCUUGCUCAAGGCCCACUCAUGCCUUGGCUACAAACUACAGUCGCUGCAUCUCAACAAUCUGGUAAUCAACAGCCACCAUAUGGUUCAUCGUCUAAUCAAUACAUACUUAACAACAAUCAAGACAAUUAUUUACAAACAUUAGCAAAUUUUCAUCAAUCACCAGCUACACAUCCAUCAUUUCAACCGCAGUAUUGGUCCGCAGUACCUCCUGCUCUAGUGUUCCCAGCUCCACCACAAGCAAUGUUAGCACAACAACAAACACUAAAUAACGAACCACAAUCCCCACAAUCCAAAGCAAAUAAUGCGAAUAAUCGACCUUUGACACCGUCGAAUUCAAAUGAUUUAUUGAGUACAUCACAACCAAAUCAACCACCAUUUCUAAGCAUGCCGCGUGCUGCACAAACACCAGUGAACUUUCCAUUCUAUGCAGCUGCAUCGCCAACAUUUCUCGAUCCAAAUCUAAUGAUGCAAUCAUCUCGAGCACCCAAUGGUUCACCUGGUAUUCGCAUGUAUCAACAACAAGUACCAAUUCCAAUCAAUACAAAUAAUCAAGGUGGUCUUUAUGGAAGUCCAGUAGCAGGAAGUUCGCUUUCAAGUUCAUUCAAUGAUGCAUACACUGUUCCAAAUCAGCGACGUGAUGGUUCCAUAGUUGAUUUCUCUCGAUUUCCAGGUGAUCCUCGUUUAUCUAAACAAGGUCAACAGCAGCAACAAACGCCAAUGUUUCAUGGCCAAAUUAGUGGUCUACCACCAUCACCUGCUUAUAACAAUCUAAUACCAUCAAUGACUCCCCCGCCGACUUCCAAUAACGCAACAUUCGAUGGUAUCUUCAAUACUCGAUUCUUUCCUUCGAAUGCUCCAUCUACUGGUGGAUCUCAACAACAAAUCCUCAAUGGUAACGAAAUGUACGCUGGACGUCGUAGUGUCGGCAGCAUCAGUGGAACAAUGCCAAGUUUCUAUCCUCCAAAUGUAUUCGGUGGUAAUGGAAACAAUGUUAAUAAUAUGCCAGGAAAUGGCAAUGCGCGUGAUGCCAAUAUCAAUCGAAGUAAAUUAUUGGAUGACUUUCGCAAUAGUCGAAUGCCGAAUUUACAAUUACGUGACGUUAUUGGUCAUUUUACUGAAUUCUCCAUGGAUCAACAUGGCUCGAGAUUUAUACAGCAAAAACUAGAACGUGCAACUAAUGGUGAAAAAGAUAUGGUGUUCAAAGAAAUUCUUCCUAAUUCAUCUCAAUUGAUGACUGACGUCUUCGGCAAUUACGUUAUUCAGAAAUUUUUCGAAUUCGGUACAACGGAACAUAAGGGUCUUUUAGCUCACCGCAUUCGCGGAAAUGUUUUAACACUUGCAUUACAAAUGUAUGGUUGUCGCGUAAUUCAAAAAGCCGUCGAGACCUUACCUAACGAAUUUCAGUUACAAAUAGCACGAGAGUUAGAAGGCAAUGUUGUUAAAUGUAUUGAAGAUCAAAAUGGUAAUCAUGUUAUCCAAAAAUGUAUUGAAUGUUGCUCGGCUGAUAGCAUCGAAUUCAUUAUCCGGGACGUGACAAGACAAGUUUUUUCACUCUCUGCACAUCCAUAUGGCUGUCGGGUAAUUCAGCGUAUAUUGGAAAAUUGUAAUGAAUUUCAAACACGACCUAUACUGGAUACUUUAUACAAUGAAUUAGACAAUCUUGUUCAAGAUCAAUAUGGAAAUUAUGUUAUUCAACAUGUGUUAGAACACGGUAAACCCGAAGAUCGUGGCCGAAUUAUUAGUGCUAUAACCGGUCGUGUGUUGCAGUUGUCUCAACAUAAAUUUGCCAGUAAUGUGGUGGAAAAAUGUGUAACAUUCGCUACGAGGGAUGAGAAAAGACAAUUGAUCGAUGAAAUUAUCACAUCGGGCGACGGACCAAAUUGUGCAUUGUUAACAAUGAUGAAAGAUCAGUUUGCUAAUUAUGUUGUGCAAAAAAUGAUCGAUGUUGCCGAACCAGCUCAACGAAAAAUUCUCUUACAAAAAGUUCGACCACAUAUUCAAUCGCUUCGCAAGUUUACCUAUGGCAAACACAUAAUCACUAAACUUGAAAAAUAUCUCAGUAAAACUGCAGACAUGCCUGCAAUGUCCUCAUCAAAUUCAAACGGUUUACCACAUUAUGACAAUUAA
Adineta ricciae is the source of this 5622-nucleotide messenger RNA. The record is from the annotation of a GenBank genome assembly. Lineage: Eukaryota; Metazoa; Rotifera; Eurotatoria; Adinetida; Adinetidae.